Messenger RNA from Neltuma alba, 3699 nucleotides. Its product is annotated as alanine--tRNA ligase, chloroplastic/mitochondrial. The transcript has 13 exons. Gene Ontology annotation, molecular function: nucleic acid binding; ATP binding; alanine-tRNA ligase activity. Gene Ontology annotation, biological process: alanyl-tRNA aminoacylation. Lineage: Eukaryota; Viridiplantae; Streptophyta; Magnoliopsida; Fabales; Fabaceae. Gene Ontology annotation, cellular component: cytoplasm; cytosol; chloroplast. Bases 185 to 3172 code for a protein of 995 amino acids. The record is from RefSeq and is a predicted model, not a curated record.
AAUUUUCCCACGAGUGCAGUAGGAGGUCUGUGUGGUGAGGUGGAGGCCACGCUAAACUGGGGUCUCCGUCCGCUUGCGUCUCCAUGCUCGAAAUGGUUGGAUUAGCUCUCAAAUAAGGCUUAUCCUCUCCCAUCAUACCAACGGAUUUAACCGCCAAUUUCAACGCAUAAUCCAGUUUGCGGCCAUGGAAAACUUAAAGAUUCUACAUCCUCCCCCGAAUGAUCUCUUGCCACUUCCUAUUUCCACUUCAUUCCCAGUAUCAACAUUCUUUACCGCCCGAAGCCGCAAAUUUCCGCUCUCCGUUGGCUUUGUAACAGAAGCUUUAUCAUCUCCAUGUUCUAGCAAAUUGUUGCCCGGUACUCGAACUGUUAGAGAACGACGUGGCUUGCUGUUCCGUGCGAGGAGCACAUCAGCGUCAUCGCCACCGUUUACUGAAGAACUUGUUGUGGAAAAACUGAAGGACAACCCUGUGAGUGGAGAUUCCAUUCGCUAUAAAUUUCUUACUUUUUAUGCUUCCCGCGGUCAUAAGGUCCUUCCUAGCGCUUCUCUGGUCCCUGAUGAUCCCACAGUUCUCCUAACUAUAGCGGGAAUGCUUCAAUUCAAGCCUAUAUUUCUGGGAAAGGUUCCGAGAGAGGUACCUUGUGCGACAACUGCACAAAGGUGCAUACGAACAAAUGAUGUGGAGAAUGUAGGCCGAACGACUCGACAUCAGACAUUUUUUGAGAUGCUUGGAAACUUCAGCUUUGGCGAUUACUUCAAAAAAGAAGCAAUUAAAUGGGCGUGGGAACUUUCAACCAUAGAGUUUGGUUUGCAAGCCGACAGAUUGUGGAUUAGUGUUUAUAAAGAUGAUGAUGAAGCCUUUGCUAUAUGGUCUGAUGAGGUGGGCGUUCCAUUUAAUCGUAUAAAGAAGUUGGGCGAAGAAGAUAACUUCUGGACCAGUGGAGUAACUGGUCCUUGUGGUCCUUGCUCAGAAAUUUACUAUGAUUUUCAUCCUGAGAGAGGAUAUGAAGACGCUGAUCUUGGUGAUGAUACAAGGUUCAUAGAGUUUUACAAUCUAGUUUUCAUGCAAUACAAUAAAAAGGAUGAUGGUUCUCUUGAACCCCUAAAGCAGAAAAAUAUAGAUACUGGGCUUGGCCUGGAGCGUUUGGCCCGCAUCCUCCAAAAGGUUCCAAACAAUUAUGAAACUGACUUGAUCUAUCCCAUAAUAGAGAAAGCCUCUGAGUUAGCAAAUGUUUCAUAUGCUGUUGCUGAUGAUCAGACAAAGACGAACCUGAAAAUCAUAGGGGAUCACAUGCGUGCAAUAGUAUAUCUCAUAUCUGACGGGGUGGUCCCGUCAAAUAUUGGGAGAGGUUAUGUAGUUCGACGUCUUAUCAGAAGGGUUGUCCGUACAGGCAGGUUGCUUGGUAUAAAGGGUGAUGGUUUGGGAAACCUUGAAGGGGCAUUUUUACCUGCCAUUGCUGAGAAAGUAGUGGAGUUAAGUACCCAUAUUGAUUCUGAUGUAAAGAGCAGAGCACCCCAGAUCUUUGAGGAGUUGAAGAGAGAAGAGCUUCGGUUUGUGCAGACACUGGAGAGAGGAGAAAAGUUGCUCGAGGAGAAACUUGCAGAAGCUUUAUCAGGUGCAGAGAAAACUGGGACUGUACCUUGCUUGUCCGGUGAAGAUGUGUUUCUUUUAUAUGAUACUUACGGGUACCCAGUUGAAAUAACAAAGGAAGUGGCUGAAGAACGUGGUGUGAUUAUUGAUUUGAAUGGUUUUGAUAUUGAAAUGGAGAAGCAAAGGCGUCAAUCUCAGGCUGCGCAUAAUACUGUCAAGCUUGCUAUGGGAAAUGGGGCCAAUAUUGCAGAAAAUGUAACUAACACUGAAUUUAUUGGAUAUGACAGCCUUUACGCUAAAGCUAUAGUAGAAAGUCUUGUGGUGAAUGGUGACCCAGCAGUCAUGGCUAGUGAAGGGAGUGAUGUGGAAGUUUUGCUUAAUAAGACUCCAUUUUAUGCUGAAUCAGGGGGCCAGAUUGGAGAUCAUGGUUUUCUAUAUAUUGCUGAGGGUGAAAAUCAACCGAAGGCUGUUGUUGAGGUAAUAGAUGUUCAGAAAUCCUUAGGUAACAUAUUUAUUCAUAAGGGAACAAUCCGAGAGGGAUUUCUAGAGGUAGGUAAAGAAGUGGAGGCAGCAGUGGAUGUAAAACUGAGGCAUCGAGCCAAGGUCCAUCAUACUGCUACUCAUUUACUGCAAGCUGCACUUAAGAAGGUUAUUGGUCCAGAGACAUCACAAGCUGGUUCUUUGGUGGCAUUUGAUCGGCUCAGGUUUGAUUUCAAUUUCCAUCGACCACUUCUUGACAGCGAGCUUGUAGAAAUUGAAAAACUAAUCAAUGGAUGGAUUGGGGAUGCAACACUUCUUCAAACCAAAGUGAUGCCUCUUGUUGAUGCAAAAAAGGCCGGAGCUAUAGCAAUGUUUGGAGAAAAAUAUGGAGAAGAGGUACGUGUUGUAGAGGUUCCUGGUGUAUCCAUGGAGCUUUGUGGCGGGACCCAUGUUAUUAAUACUUCUGAAAUUCGUGGUUUUAGGAUAAUUUCAGAGCAGGGUAUUGCAUCUGGAAUCAGGCGUAUAGAAGCUGUAGCUGGUGAAGCUUUCAUUGAAUAUGUUACUGCCAGAGACUCUUACAUUAAGCAGUUAUGUUCCACUCUCAAAGUGAAACCUGAAGAAGUGACAACGAGGGUAGAAAACCUCUUAGAGGAGUUGCGGGAAGCGAAAAAUGAAAAUUCUGCUUUACGUGCAAAAGCAGCUGUCUACAAAGCAUCAGUUGUCGCAAGCAAAGCUUUGUUGGUGGGAAAUUCAAAACAGUUCAGGGUACUAGUUGAGUGCUUGGAUGAUGUUGAUCCUGAUUCCCUAAAAAAUGCAGCAGAAUAUUUAAUAGAAACAUUACCAGACCCGGCAGCUGUGAUAUUGGGGUCAUGUCCAGGUGAAAAUAAGGUUAGCCUGGUUGCUGCUUUCACCCCAGGGAUUGUUGAUCAGGGAAUUCAGGCAGGCAAGUUUAUAGGACAGAUAGCAAAGUUAUGUGGUGGGGGAGGGGGAGGAAGACCCAAUUUUGCUCAGGCAGGUGGUAAGAAGCCUGAGAAUUUAGAAGAUGCCCUUGAAAAGGCUCGAUCAGAGCUUGUAGCUAUUCUAUCCGAAAAGGGAAACUGAAAUGAAACACGCUUAGCAGCUAUUCUCGGGUCACAAAAUACAGUCACUCGUUUUUCUGGUGACUAUCACAAGUAACAGGAUGUCCAGAUAAUUCGAAUAGCGCAUAGCAUGUACAGUGUUAGUUGUCCAAGAGAGUUGGCUCCGCUGAUUGAUCACGAUGGUCUUCACUGCCAUAUUUGAUUCGGGGUCUUAAAAUUUUACGCAUUUCAAUUAGAUGUGGGAUUGCUGCGACUUCCUAAUACUAAGCAUAAUAUAUGAGAUAUAUCUAUCGUAAGAGGUGGUUUUGCGAAUGAAUGUAAGCAAAGCGUGCCCUCCCGUGCCACCUUUGCUUGUCAGUGGGACGUCGGGAUCCCAAAAAUUUGAAGCAGUGCUUUGACCAUGACAAGCAUUCAUUAUAUGAGAACCUUCACUUUCGUACAAACCCUAUUUAUUUUAUUUUUAGAAAAAUUGUACAAUUAUUGUUUCAUUAUUAUUUUAUUAAGUUGUUUCAUUCAUAAUUUAUAGUACAAAAUUGGCACUUUGGGACU